Micropterus salmoides (largemouth bass) is the source of this 1853-nucleotide messenger RNA. Its product is annotated as FUN14 domain-containing protein 1. NCBI's taxonomy places the organism in Eukaryota, Metazoa, Chordata, Actinopteri, Centrarchiformes, Centrarchidae. Bases 76 to 561 code for a protein of 161 amino acids. The record is from RefSeq and is a predicted model, not a curated record. Gene Ontology annotation, cellular component: mitochondrial outer membrane. The transcript has 5 exons. Gene Ontology annotation, biological process: autophagy of mitochondrion.
CCACCAGAAGAAGCCGAGCCGAGACUCCGAGCAGCAGCGCAGGCAGCAACGGCGAGAGACACACCGCACGAUUGCAUGGAAAAUCGCGACGCGGAAACAAACGCAGGUCAGGAUGACCCAGAGAGUGAAGAUGAGGUUUACGAGGUUGUGGACCUGACGGAAUACGCCCGGAGGCACCAGUGGUGGAGCAGGGUGUUUGGGAACAACUCUGGCCCAAUUGCUGAGAAGUAUUCCGUGGCCACCCAGAUCAUGAUGGGAGGGGUGACUGGAUGGUGUGCUGGAUAUCUCUUUCAGAGAGUUGGGAAGAUAGCUGCUACUGCUGUUGGAGGAGGGUUCCUUCUUUUACAGAUUGCCAAUCAUAGUGGCUACGUGCAGGUGGACUGGAAGAAGGUGGAGAAGGACGUGAACAAAGCAAAGAAGCACCUGAAGAAGAAAGCAAACAAAGCAGCCCCUGAAAUAAACACAUUCAUUGAGGAGGUAAAGGCCACAGACUUUAUAAAAAGGAACAUCGUCUUGUCUAGCGGCUUCGUCGGUGGCUUCUUUCUGGGUUUGGCCUCGUAAAGCCACCACUCAAGCUGCAGUCUCCACUUACUAUGAAUCACACCGCUGCACUCUCCUCUUCAUUGUUUACCUCUCGGCCUCAUGUGUGCAUUGAUUCACCUCUUAACCUACUGAACUGAAGGGGGGGGGGGGGGGGGGAUUACGUUGAACGUUAAAGCAUGAUCUGUUGUGACAUUGUUCUACUCCCCCCUGUUUUAAAACAAUCCUAGCUAAUUAUUUCCUUUCGGGAGGACUGAUUCUGAAGUGUGUGUGCGUGCUUGGAUUAUACUGUGAACACUUUCUUCUGUGGGACCCAUACUGGAUCUUUACUAGACUGCUGAAUAUGUCAAGCUGCUACAAACUAGCAGAGUCCUCACUGCUUUUUUAUCACUAAUCUGAGUCUUGUCCAUCCCCUCGUGGAUUUGCCUGAUGGAUGCUGAUCUCAGAUUGUUAUAAGUUGUCAUGUGUGGGCGCUGUUGUAAAUAUAUAGCCAACCCCCUAUUCAGAGCAGUAAAUACACACACAAGACAAAAUAUCAUGUGAACAACAUGGAAGGCAACAGAGUGGGAAGUUAACACCAUCCCCCAGUCUAGUGCCAAGAAGUAUUUUUUUAAUGUAGCUGUGAAGUUUGGCAAGUUUAUGUGCGAGUAAAGCGUGUAUGCAAACAUAAUUCAGCGUUUAAAGUUUGCCACACUGGCUGGGGGUUUAAGCAAAGUUAUUUUUCCACUCUGAACAGGAGUUAUUGUUAUACAACACAUAUCAUGAGCAUAAAUCCCAACUAAAUGUUGCAUCUAAAUUUUCUCUACUUAACACUGACAGGUUUUAAAUAUACAUCCUUUAUUCCCAUAAUCCUCAGCUCCACAAUGCCCUUUAAUGACAGGCUGAGCAUCUGCUGUACCCUAAUUACCACCGUCACAAGCUAGACACCAGUGCUGUCAUUAAAGCACAUAAUGGCACAGCGAUUGUGACUCCUACGCCCCUCGCUCUUGUCAUUGUGCAUUUAGUAGUGUCAGUGUAAUAAUAACACAACAGCGAUGCAGCAGAGUUGUGUAUCACGUUACCUAGAAAGGACAUCUACUCCUAGAAGUCCACUUAAGUUGAUCACAUGUUGCUUAUUUUUGCCUUUUUAUACAAGUGCAAUAUGCAGAAAUGUGUCAGAUCUGUGUUUUUUGUAGUUUUCUUUUUUGCCAUUUUGUAAGCUCAUAUUUCCUCAUUGUUUUAUUAAUUUAAAAAAAAUAUUUAAUGUUAGUUUGUUAUCUGAGCUGUAUGAAUUUGUUUGGGUGUCUCUUUUAAAAUAAAGUUGCCUGAUUUUA